Stereum hirsutum FP-91666 SS1 is the source of this 2326-nucleotide messenger RNA. RefSeq names its product glycerol-3-phosphate 1-acyltransferase. NCBI's taxonomy places the organism in Eukaryota, Fungi, Basidiomycota, Agaricomycetes, Russulales, Stereaceae. Gene Ontology annotation, cellular component: endoplasmic reticulum membrane. The coding region runs from base 14 to 1831 and encodes 605 amino acids. The transcript is spliced from 9 exons. Gene Ontology annotation, biological process: phospholipid biosynthetic process. Gene Ontology annotation, molecular function: glycerone-phosphate O-acyltransferase activity; glycerol-3-phosphate O-acyltransferase activity. The record is from RefSeq and is a predicted model, not a curated record.
UUUGAGGCCACCUAUGCUGGUUUAUGAUGGUCUUCGUCAAAUAUCAGACUGGGCUCUUCUGAGCUUUUACUCAGAUGUGUGUGUACUUGGAGAAAGCAAUGUACCGCAACGAGGCCCUUUGAUCAUAUGCUCGAAUCAUGCCAACGAAAUCAUAGAUGUCGCUACGUUAGCCGCGACUAUUCCCUAUAGGCGUCAGGUCUCCUUCUGGGCCAAGUCUUCGAUGUUCAAGAAUGUCGUUUCUCGCUUCAUCAUGACCUCUUCUGGAACCAUACCCGUCCAACGCAAUCCCAACAAUGUCAACACUGGUGCCGAAGCAAGCGGGUCUUCAUCUUCGGCCUCUGUGUCUGGCAACACUUCUGUCUUCUCUUCAUCACUCAGCGCUCUCACAGGAUCACGCGUCAUUGGAGUCUUUCCUGAGGGGACGAGCUACACUGAACAUAGGAUCAUGCAAGUUAAGGAAGGUGCUGCGAGAGUCGCGUUGGAAUAUUGUGCUUUGCGGGAACGAGAAGGUUCAAUGGAUGGGAAGGUCAUGCCCCAGUUGACCUUUAUACCUGUGGGUAUCACGCAUACCGACAAAUCACAUUAUCAGAGCCGUAUGCUUGUGCAGUACGGCGCACCGAUCAAUUUAGAGGAAUACAUCCAGGAAUACUGCUCUCCUGUCAGAGACGUUUCUCGAGCAGCGGUGGCAAGACUGAACAGUGAACUAGAGCGACGAUUAUUUGGCCUGACGGUGAAUGCACCAGAUUGGGAUACAUUGCAUAUGUCACGGAUCGCCGAAGAGAUUUUAUGGCCUAAUCAGAAAUUGCCCCUCGUUCGCACUCGCGACAUAUCGCAGACACUCGUCAAUAUCUUCUCUAUGACAAUGCCAACGCCUCGAGCCAUAGAGGCCAAGUCGACCCUCCUUCAGUACGCUGGCUUGCUCCAUUACACUGAUAUCUCUCAUUCUGCCCUGGCUUCAUCUCUCCCGAGGAUCUCCCCCCAGCGGACUUCGACGUCUCCUUCUCUCAUACGGAGUGUUACGACCUUCCUCAGCCAACUAUGCAUCACUUUACUGCACCCUCGGUUCCUCCUGUCGUGCCCUGUGUUCUUCUUGCACCUCCCUGCUUAUACCUUCGCUCGUUUUGCUGGACGCUACCUGGCAGAUCCACGACUUGAUGAAGCUAUCUCACAGUACAAGAUUAUUUUUGGCGGCCUCGGGAUGGGCCUUUCAUAUGCUGGGUUGACGAGUAUAGUAGUGAGGUGGAUGCGUCGGGUGGGUGACGAUCGAGUGGGCAUCUGUAGAUGGGAGUGGGUCAAUAAGGUGCUUGAUGUCGUCGGCGAGCUCGGAAGGGUAACAGAGGCAGGAGAAGACUGGUUUGGAUGGUCGAAGAGUCUUUUGGCGAUUGGGGCAAUCGCUUAUGGGGUAGCUUGGGUCAGUGUGAAGUGGCACAACGCAAUGAUUUUGAGUAACUACAGGCAAUAUAAACGCCUUCGGGCCUCCUUCAGAAUCCUAGUCUCGAACGUCCUACCAUCCUCUCCUCUUUCGUCCACGGACCCGACCUUUGAAGCCUACUUCCGACCGCCAUAUCCGCCGCUCAACCCAUACGUGACCUAUCCUCAGGACUCGAACGUGCACAGCCGCCCUAAACCCGCUGCUCCGGUUGGGUUCUGGAAACUCAUGCCACAUUUGUUGAUUACGAGACGGAAGGCAAUUUUGAGUCUGGUCGAGUAUCUGAAAGAGGUGGAAGAGAUGAAUGCUGGACCAGAUGGGUCUGUGAAGGCGUUAGGGGAGGUAAUGGCCAGAGGCAAGGAGUUGGCCAAGGAGGUGGUAGUGGAGUGGCGGAGACGAUGAGACGUGAUACUUCUGUGAGUGCAGAUAGCCUGUGCGUGUCAGGGCGGAACAAGCUGAAGACAGGGACAGUAUCAUCUUUGUUCUAGUUGUCGACACCCUGUGUGUAUCCUGUUUGACUAUCAAGAAUGGCAUCGUGCGUCCAUUGUGUGCCCAUCUGUCUCCUUGAAUUUCAGGAUAUAGAAUCCUUGUUCGUCCGACGACAAAGGUCAUCCACCUUGGGAACCCAUGAUGCUGGUUAUUCUAUGCCAGAGCUCCACGCUGUAACCUUACUUCCAGCGGAAAGCCCACGUUCUUGAGUCUCAGCUUCAGCCGGUUCCCGCACGACGCUGGUUGUCUUCGGUCGGCAGUGCUGAUCAAACUCAGUGAGUAUCAUCCUUCUUUCACUGUAUGAAAUACGCUGAUACUACGCAUGUGGAUAUAGGGCUGUGUCUCUGGUUGGGAUGUCGGCUCGCAGACGCGAGUUGCGAGCAACGGACAUCGAACAGGCAGUUUUCC